Umbelopsis ramanniana AG is the source of this 391-nucleotide messenger RNA. RefSeq lists its product as uncharacterized. The coding region runs from base 89 to 310 and encodes 73 amino acids. The record is from RefSeq and is a predicted model, not a curated record. Lineage: Eukaryota; Fungi; Mucoromycota; Umbelopsidomycetes; Umbelopsidales; Umbelopsidaceae. The transcript has a single exon.
CUUCUUUUUUUUAAAGAUCAACUUCUACCUUCGCUUCCGCCCAGGAGCAACAUAAAUCAAAAACCUUAUAGCAUGACCACAUUGAAGAAUGAUGGCCCCAUUGUUUGGAUAUCGACAUAUCUUUCCUCACAACUUUAGUUUGAGGCAUAGAAGAGCUAGUGGUAAACAACUUGUGCGAAACAAUAUUUCCCUCUCAUGCUCUAGUUGUUUGCAAUGUAACAUACCCGCUUUUUCUUUCUUUCUUUCAUUUCAUUUCAUUUCAAUUAAUUCAUUUCACUUCCUUCUAUAUCUAAGCAUUUAUACCACAUAAAAUGAUUUCCAUGAGUAUAUAUACACUUACUUCCAGCAGAGAGCAACAAUAAAAGGUUCUUUCGGAUUUUUGUAUGCUGAU